Messenger RNA from Microtus oregoni (creeping vole), 662 nucleotides. RefSeq names its product gastric inhibitory polypeptide-like. Gene Ontology annotation, molecular function: hormone activity; glucagon receptor binding. Bases 7 to 573 code for a protein of 188 amino acids. The record is from RefSeq and is a predicted model, not a curated record. Lineage: Eukaryota; Metazoa; Chordata; Mammalia; Rodentia; Cricetidae. Gene Ontology annotation, cellular component: extracellular region. Gene Ontology annotation, biological process: regulation of fatty acid biosynthetic process; regulation of insulin secretion; response to starvation. The transcript has 6 exons.
AGGAAGAUGGUGACUAUGAAUAUCUGCCCUCUCCCGCUGGUGCUGCUCUUCCUGGCGACCACACUGGGAGAAGAAGAAGUUCAAUUCAGAUCCCAAGCUAAAUCGGGUAGCCUCCGGCCUCGAGGCCCGAGGUAUGCAGAGGGGACUUUAAUCAGCGAUUACAGCAUCCUCAUGGACAAGAUCCGCCAACACGAGUUUGUGAACUGGCUGCUGGCCCAGAAGGGGAAGAAGAUCGACUGGAAACACAACAUCACCAAGAGAGAGGCCCAGGCCUUGGAGCAGGCAGGACAAUCUGAGAGAAAUGAGGAGACAGAGGGACAACAGAGAUCCCAAGCUAAAUCUGGUAGCCUCCGGCCUCGAGGCCCGAGGUAUGCAGAGGGGACUUUAAUCAGCGAUUACAGCAUCCUCAUGGACAAGAUCCGCCAACUUGAGUUUGUGAACUGGCUGCUGGCCCAGAAGGGGAAGAAGAUCGACUGGAAACACAACAUCACCAAGAGAGAGGCCCAGGCCUUGGAGCAGGCAGGACAAUCUGAGAGAAAUGAGGAGACAGAGGGACAACAGAGGUCUGAGUGACUGACCUAGCCCAGAGGAGGACUGGACUCUGCCCUUUGCUUGCUCAGCUCCUGCUUCUGCCCUGGUCCAAAGUCCAAAGUGUCUGAGAG